This is a messenger RNA of Urocitellus parryii (Arctic ground squirrel), 3789 nucleotides long. Lineage: Eukaryota; Metazoa; Chordata; Mammalia; Rodentia; Sciuridae. The record is from RefSeq and is a predicted model, not a curated record.
UCUCGCGGUGCUGCCGGGCUCAGCCCCGUCUCCUCCUCUUGCUCCCUCGGCCGGGCGGCGGUGACUGUGCACCGACGUCGGCGCGGGCUGCACCGCCGCGUCCGCCCGCCCGCCCGCCAGCCAGCAUGGCCACCACCGCCACCUGCACUCGCUUCACCGACGACUACCAGCUCUUCGAGGAGCUUGGCAAGACUGCAGGGCUAUCAGUGAGAUGCAGCAGGUGUGUGUUUGAAGCAUCGCCCACCAGCUCCUGAUGUACAGCCUGAGGGGUGCUUUCUCUGUGGUCCGCAGGUGUGUGAAGAAAACCUCCACGCAGGAGUAUGCAGCAAAAAUCAUCAACACCAAGAAGUUGUCAGCCCGAGAUCACCAAAAACUAGAACGUGAGGCUCGGAUAUGCCGACUUCUGAAACAUCCAAAUAUUGUGCGCCUCCAUGACAGUAUUUCUGAAGAAGGGUUUCACUACCUCGUGUUUGACCUGGUUACUGGCGGGGAGCUGUUUGAAGACAUUGUGGCUAGAGAAUACUACAGUGAAGCAGAUGCCAGCCACUGUAUACAUCAGAUUCUGGAGAGUGUUAACCACAUCCACCAGCAUGACAUUGUCCAUCGGGACCUGAAGCCUGAGAACUUGCUGCUGGCAAGUAAAUGCAAGGGUGCUGCCGUCAAGCUGGCUGAUUUUGGCCUCGCCAUCGAAGUGCAAGGAGAGCAGCAGGCUUGGUUUGGUUUUGCGGGCACCCCAGGUUACUUGUCCCCUGAGGUCUUGAGGAAAGAUCCCUAUGGAAAACCUGUGGAUAUCUGGGCCUGCGGGGUCAUCCUGUAUAUCCUUCUGGUGGGCUACCCUCCCUUCUGGGAUGAGGAUCAGCACAAGCUGUAUCAGCAGAUCAAGGCUGGAGCGUACGAUUUCCCAUCACCAGAAUGGGACACAGUGACUCCUGAAGCCAAGAACUUGAUCAACCAGAUGCUGACCAUAAACCCAGCAAAACGCAUCACGGCUGACCAGGCUCUGAAGCACCCAUGGGUCUGUCAACGAUCCACGGUAGCCUCCAUGAUGCACCGCCAAGAGACUGUGGAGUGUUUGCGCAAAUUCAAUGCCCGGAGAAAACUGAAGGGUGCCAUCCUCACGACCAUGCUUGUCUCCAGGAACUUCUCAGCUGCCAAAAGCCUAUUGAACAAGAAGUCGGAUGGAGGUGUCAAGAAAAGGAAGUCGAGUUCCAGCGUGCACCUAAUGCCACAGAGCAACAACAAAAACAGUCUCGUAAGCCCAGCCCAAGAGCCCGCGCCCUUGCAGACGGCCAUGGAGCCACAAACCACCGUGGUGCACAAUGCUACAGAUGGGAUCAAGGGUUCCACAGAGAGCUGCAACACCACUACAGAAGAUGAGGACCUCAAAGUGCGAAAACAGGAGAUCAUUAAGAUCACAGAACAGCUGAUUGAAGCCAUCAACAAUGGGGACUUUGAGGCCUACACGAAGAUUUGUGACCCAGGUCUCACUUCAUUUGAGCCUGAGGCCCUCGGUAACCUCGUGGAGGGGAUGGAUUUCCAUAAGUUUUACUUUGAGAAUCUCCUGUCCAAGAACAGCAAGCCCAUCCAUACCACCAUCCUAAACCCACAUGUCCACGUGAUUGGGGAGGACGCAGCUUGCAUCGCCUACAUCCGUCUCACCCAGUACAUCGACGGGCAGGGUCGGCCUCGUACCAGCCAGUCAGAGGAGACCCGGGUCUGGCACCGCCGGGAUGGCAAGUGGCUCAAUGUCCACUAUCACUGCUCAGGGGCCCCUGCCGCACCAUUGCAGUGAGCUUCAGCCACAGGGGGAUUAGGAGAUUCCAGCUGGAGGUCGAACCUUCGCAGCCAGUGGCUCUGGAGGGCCUGAGUGACAGCGGCAGUCCUGUUCGUUUGAGGUUUAAAACAAUUAAAUUACAAAGCGGCAGCAGCCAAUGCACGCCCCUGCAUGCAGCCCUCCCGCCCGCCCUUCGUGUCUGUCUCUGCUGUACCGAGGUGUUUUUUUACAUUUAAGAAAAAAAAAAAAAAGAUUGUUUAAAAAAAAAAUGGAAUCUGUACCAUGAAGCRUUUCAAAACCACCUACAGCCCUUGGGCUUGCAAGAAGACAGAAGUUUGUGUGAUGCCCAUCCUGGCAUGAACGUUGGGCUCACCCACCAGUCCUGAAGAGGUGAGCUUAGCCUCAGAACCCCCACGGACCCAGGGGGACCAGGCAAGGACUCUGACAGAGCUUUGGGGGCCAUGAUGUGAUUAUGGCCCCUGAGGUGGCCUGCUUACCCCAGGUCUAGGAGUGGGCUUCUUCGGAAACUGCAUAAGCACCUAGAAAGAAGCUGAAGAAAACACCAUGGCUGUUAGACCUACUUGAGAGAGAAUGCAGAACUCUCAGCCAGCUGUGGACGCAGCUGAGAAGCAGUGGCCUCAGGACUGAGGUCCCGGACUUUGCUGUACUGUUCAUUUAGCAUAGAAGGGAAGAGAAUUGGUGCUGCAGAAGUAUGUCUGCUAUGAAGUUGAUGAGAAACCUCGUGUUAGUCUGACAUGCACUUACUUACUCAUCCAUUUCUAUAGGAUGCACAAUGCCCUUGGGCCCUGAUAUUGAGGCCUAAUCCCUGCAGGUGGGAAGGGGAGGUUUUGCUGCUUUGCUUCGUGUUUGUGUUCUUGAUAACUUAGCAAGGAGGGAGCCAGGCCCUGGUCAGGGCUCCCUUUGUCGCCUUUGGCAGUUCUGUUUCUGGACCAUCUUUGUCUUGCCUUUUCAUGGUGGUGGUCCCCCAUGCUGACCCUCAUCUGGACCUGGGCCCUCUGUGAAGUGCCCCUGUGGGAUGGGAGGAGUGAGGCAAUGGGAUAAGAGGUGGUGGUUGUUUCUAUGCAUUCAGGCUGCCCUCAGGGUUGCCUCCCUUCUUACUCUUCUCUUGCUGCACGUCCAUCUCUUUCCCUGUCUUUGAGAUUGACCUGAGUGCUCUGGCAAGAAGCGUCCUCUUGAAAGAGGCCUCUACUGACCAACUGAAGUAUAGACUUACUGCUGGACAAUCUGCAUGGGCAUCACCCCUCCUCACCUGCAUGUACCCAAAAAAGGUGUCCAGAGCAAAGACUCCUACAUUCAUUGUCUCUCUCUGCUCAAGGAGUUCCAUUCCAGGAGGAAAAGAUCUACCCUAAGCCAAUAUGAGAAGAUAAUGGAGGAGCAAUUGGUCAUAGCCUUGGGUUUCUCCCAAAACAACUGUGCAUAUUUAUCUGCACAAAUAUCUGCACUUUUGGGGGAAAGGUGGGUAGACUCCAGCUCCCUGGACUAACUUCAGGAGGCACAGGAGCUGGGAAAAGAGACAAAGCUACAGGUUUACUUUGGAGCCAGCUGAGGAGAGCAAACUCACAGGUGCUGAUGCUUGGAUUUAGCAAGGCUCCUCUAGCGCCUCAUGCAUGCCCCAGCCCCUGGGCCCUACCCCCCACCCUGCCCUGCAGCCUGCAGUGCCAGCUUGCAGAUACCUUCACCACAGGGUUUGGUUUUGCUGGCUUGAAGACAAAUGGUCUUAGAGUUCAUUGAGACCCAUAGCUUCAUAUGGCUGCUCCAGCCCCACUUCUUAGCAUUCUUACUCCUCUUCUGGGGCUAAUGUCAGCAUCUAUAGACAAUAGACUAUUAAAAUAAUCUUUUAAACAGGAAAUGGAAGGCAUUUGAUGCAGAAUUUUUGCAUGACAUAGAAAUAAUUUAAAAAUAGUGUUUGUUCUGAAUGUUGGUAGACCCUUCAUAGCUUUGUUACAAUGAAACCUUGAACUGAAGAUAUUUAAUAAAAUAACCUCGAAACAGUC